GAGAGAGAGAGAGAGCAGGACAGGAUAGAAGUUGUGCAGACCCGGGAGUGUGUGUGCGUGUGGAUUGCCAGCAGCUGGAAGUCAGUAGCACAGAAUACCCAAUAUGGCAGAAAGCACAGAAAUGGACCAGCUUCUGAGCGCCUUUAAGAAGUUUGCUGUUCAUGGUGACACCAAAGCCACUGGAAAGGAGUUGAAUGGUAAAAACUGGGCUAAACUGUGCAAAGACUGCAAAGUUAUUGACAGCAAGAAUGUCACCAGCACUGAUGUAGAUAUUGUCUUCACAAAAAAAGUGGCAAAAACUGGCGCAGUGGAUCGGUUAACCGACACAUCUAAAUAUACGGGCUCACACAAGGAGCGCUUUGAUGAGAGUGGGAAAGGCAAAGGAAAAGGUGGGCGGGAGGAGAUUGUGGAAAACACGGGCUACGUAGGGGCCUACAAGAAUGCUGGGACUUACGAGGAGAAGCCGAAGGCCAAUUAAGGCCACACUGUCUCCAUGUCAACAAGCUCUGAGCUUCAUCUUUAUCAGCACUUAGGUAUGGACCAAAGCCGAACUUGAACUUUGACCUGUAAAAUCACACCGCCACUAUGCAAUGUAACACAGGAAGUGUUGUAAAUGUUUGUCUUUAAACACAGUAUUACAGUUGGUUUUCAUUAGAAAGUUGAAAGAAGGGUAAGAAGGAACUGGUGAGGACUAGUCUCACUCCUUUCGUGCAGACCAGCGUCUGCUGUACAGUAUGUAGGAUUUCAGGAGAAAAUCUCAAAGAGCAAGCAUGAAGACAGCUCUUCAAGUGGGGAAACAGAUAAGUGGUGUAUUUGUUUCAGUUUUUAUGUUGUUGUUUAAUAGCUACAAGAAAGGUGCAUCUAAACAUCACAAUGCUUCAGACAGGGAGAAGCGAAACACAGGAAGCCCUUUAAAAGAUUUAUUUCCUCCAACAUGUAUUAUUAUUCCAAAAAUUACAUAAUUGCUGUCAUUAAAUUCUAACAAUAUUCAUUGCUGAACUUUGCCAAAAAUGUCAUUCUUCAAAUGAUAAUGGUAAUCCAGCUUUAUGUGUGUUUAGCUACACUUCUGUUAUUAUUUCCAAAAAUGCAUUGUCAUAUCUUUGUUUUAGUUAGCUUACCGUGUUACUGAAACUGGAAACUGCCUUUGUAUAAACCAUUAUAAAUGACUUUUGGCGUGUUCUUUGGUCUAUUAAAGUAACGUUGCAUUAACAACAACUGAUGUUGUUAAAAAAUCAUAAUGGAAGUCUCUUGUCUUUACUGGUUUUGUAAGGUUG
Molecule: messenger RNA, 1274 nt
Organism: Sinocyclocheilus grahami
Lineage: Eukaryota; Metazoa; Chordata; Actinopteri; Cypriniformes; Cyprinidae
Product: tubulin polymerization-promoting protein family member 3-like
Exons: 3
Coding region: 104-478 (124 amino acids)
Biological process (GO): microtubule bundle formation; microtubule polymerization; positive regulation of protein polymerization
Cellular component (GO): microtubule
Molecular function (GO): tubulin binding
Source: RefSeq, a predicted model, not a curated record